ACAACCAGCAGCAGCAGCAGCAGCAAAAGCAAGACUCCUGCGCCGCCGACUACAAGAGGGUUAAAAGUGUAGAUUGGAUUUCACCCCGGGAAAUCUAGCACACGGAGUGAACUUGAAUCUUUGGCUAUUUAAGGAGGACUGGGGUUUGUUGUGAAGUUGUGGUGAUCCAGGGCAGAGCCCCGUCCUGAUUGAUUUCAUCUUCCUUGAGUCUCAGAUGACUGUAAAAUCAAUAGAUGAAAUUAUUUCUUUUUGAGGCUUUUCUUAGAGACUCUCCGGGCAGCGUGUUCUCAAAGCGAAGUCAUGAUGUAUUCUCCAAUCUGUCUCACUCAGGAUGAAUUUCACCCGUUCAUUGAGGCACUUCUUCCACAUGUCCGUGCAAUUGCCUAUACUUGGUUCAACCUUCAGGCUCGAAAACGCAAGUACUUUAAAAAACAUGAGAAACGAAUGUCAAAGGAUGAGGAAAGAGCAGUCAAGGAUGAGCUACUUAGCGAAAAGCCUGAAAUUAAACAGAAGUGGGCAUCCAGGCUCCUGGCCAAGCUGCGCAAAGAUAUUCGCCAAGAGUUCCGGGAGGAUUUUGUGCUCACGGUGACUGGGAAGAAGCACCCAUGCUGUGUAUUGUCCAAUCCUGACCAGAAGGGUAAGAUUAGGAGAAUCGACUGCCUGCGACAGGCUGACAAAGUCUGGCGUCUGGAUCUAGUCAUGGUGAUCCUGUUCAAAGGCAUCCCCUUGGAAAGUACGGAUGGAGAGCGGCUCAUGAAAUCCCCACAUUGCACAAAUCCAGCACUUUGUGUCCAGCCACAUCACAUAACAGUAUCAGUCAAGGAGCUUGAUUUGUUUUUGGCAUACUACGUGCAGGAGCAAGAUUCUGGACAACCAGGAAGUCCAAGCCACAAUGAUCCUGCCAAGAAUCCACCAGUGUACCUUGAGGACAGUUUCGUAAAAUCUGGAGUGUUCAACGUGUCAGAACUUGUGAGGGUGUCCAGAACACCCAUAACCCAGGGAACUGGAGUGAACUUCCCAAUUGGAGAGCUUCCGAGCCAGCCAUACUAUCAUGAUAUGAAUUCGGGUGUAAAUCUACAGAGGUCCUUGUCCUCUCCACCAAGCAGCAAAAGACCCAAAACUAUCUCCAUAGAUGAAAAUAUGGAGCCAAGCCCAACAGGAGACUUUUAUCCUUCUCCAAAUUCACCAGCUGCGGGGAGUCGGACAUGGCAUGAAAGAGAGCAAGAUAUGUCUUCUCCUACAAUGAAGAAACCUGAAAAGCCUUUGUUUAGUCCUACUUCUCCCCAGGAUUCUUCACCAAGACUGAGCACUUUUCCCCAGCAUCAUCACCCAGGAAUCCCAGGAGUUGCACACAGUGUCAUCUCAACUAGAACUCCACCUCCACCUUCACCAUUGCCAUUUCCAGCACAAGCUAUUCUCCCUCCUGCCCCAUCUAGCUACUUCUCUCAUCCAACGAUCAGAUAUCCUCCCCACCUGAAUCCUCAGGAUACUCUGAAGAAUUAUGUACCUUCUUACGACCCGUCCAGCCCGCAGACUAGCCAGCCUAACAGCAGUGGUCAAGUAGUAGGGAAAGUGCCUGGCCAUUUUACUCCAGUUUUGGCACCCUCUCCCCAUCACAGUGCGGUGCGACCUGUGACCCUGACCAUGACAGAUACUAAACCCAUCACUACAUCCACUGAAGGUGAGGCAUCUUCACCUACAGCAACCACCUACACAGCCUCAGGCACAUCCCAAGCCAAUCGAUAUGUGGGACUAAGCCCAAGAGACCCAUCCUUCCUACACCAGCAACAGCUGAGGAUUUGUGACUGGACCAUGAAUCAAAACGGCAGGCAUUUAUACCCCAGUGCCAGUGAGGAUACAUUGGGAAUUACUUGGCAAAGUCCUGGUACCUGGGCUAGCUUGGUUCCUUUUCCAGUAUCAAAUAGGUCACCGAUCCUGCCGACAAAUGUCCCAAAUUAUGGUUUGAACAUAAUUGGAGAGCCUUUCCUUCAAGCAGAAACAAGCAACUGAGGGAAAAAAAAUAACAAAAGCAAAAUUAAAAGAGAAAAAAAGAAAGGAAGACAGGAUGAGAAAAGAAACUGAAGAAAGAAGAAAAGAUAGACCAGCAAUUGCAGCUCUUACAAUCACUAAUUCCCUUAUGGUUGAAACUGAAAUGACAUACAAAGGGUCGAUGAUAUUUCACUGAUGGGUAGAAUGCAGCCCCUGCUAAGUAGCCUUUGUUAUAUGAAGUCCGCUGGGAAAUAGAUGUUCUGUCUCUGACAAUAUAUUUUAACUGACUUUCUAGAUGCCUUAAUAUUUGCAUGAUAAGCUAGUUUUAUUGGUUUAGUAUUCUUGUUGUUUACGCAUGGGAUCACUAUUCCUGGUUAUCUCACAAAACAAAGGCUAGGCAGCAGCAACAGAGCUGCAGGAGGACAAGGGCCGUGAGUCAGCCAUUUUCUCAACAUUCUGAUUUCUAAAUGUGUUAAAAACAAGCUCUGUAGCCUUUAGUUAUCAGUAUGGAUUUAUUAAACUUUGGCCCUUAAUUCAGCCUUUUCUAUUCUAGUGUGUUAUGCAGUUUGAAAUUUUCAAUCAGUAUGAACACACAGGCUCUAUGGAAGAAAUGCCUCUACGUAGGUAAAAGUGUUAUCUCCUCAUGCAACAGUAAAAAAGAAAAGGAAAAACGUGAACAUUUUCCCCAUUAAAGAAACACUUACAGAGGCAAGUGCAAUUUAAAAAUCAUAUCUAAGGGGUCAUCACUAUAAGUCCUUCAGCCCUUGGACUCUAAAUUGAGGGGAUUAAAAAUAGAAAUAAAAAUUACUUUGAACAUACUUACUUUUCCCCUCAGUUUUUGAGGGCAUUAAAAGGCAUUAAAUCAAGACAAAUCAUGUCCUUGAGAAAAAGAAAUCAAUGGAAACACAGCACUUAUGUUGGUUUAGCUGCUGCCUCCACAGAGGGGUAGGAUUUAUUUAUUUAAAGUUACUGGUUGCAUCAAGAACCCAUAGGGUUUAUAUAUUUCUGUAAAAUCUGCAUCAUAGAGACAAAGAGAUAGGCAAAUCCAUGUCACAAGGGCACAGCUUACCGUUUACAAACUGGUAAUACCAGGAUGGGGAUAUGUUAUAUUUAAAUAAUGCACUCUUAAUGUAAGUCUAAUUACAGGGUGCUGAAAACUUGCAUGGUGCUUUCAGAAGUUAGCCUUGUUCAACAAUUUUCACAUAUUGACAGAAAUAUAAUGUGCAUGGGCAGACAUUUUGCCUCUAUGUCUCUUUAAAAAAAAAAUUUAAAAUACUCUUUCCAGUAAUCCUAAUUUGCACGAAGAUAUAAUGUCCACAUUACGUGCCUUGCCUUGAAAUCUAAAAAAUAGAAAAAAACAACAAAAAAAAAACCACAAAAAAAAUGGACAUCACUACACUUGUUUUGCUGCAUUUAUUAUCAUUUUAAAUCUUUACCAUUUUUAUGACAAAAUAUUUUCUACUCCAGAUGGGAAAAAAAGUGUGACAUCAUGGAUUUUUUAGACAGUUAUACCUUUAUCUCACAUUUAUAAAGCAUAUCAUGGCUGUGUAUAGUUGCCGCUUAAAAAUUGUAAUCGACCAGCAAUAUUUUCAGUAUUUUGGUGUUUUUUCUAUUAAGCUUUCAUGUUUUUCAUCUUCCAAUUAAUAUUGGGGGGAGGGGAUACAAAUUUAUACGAAUUAUGCAAUACCAAGUUUUGCCUAUGUAGGUAGUGCUUUUAGCUGUAUUGGUUAUUAUAGUUAAGUACACAGAUUUAAAAAAAAAAAAAAAAAAAGAAUAAUGUAUGCUUUUUUUGUUUGUUUUAAUUGACCAAAGUGGGUACUGCUAUUUUUGCAGUGUGAUGAGGUCCUUUUCUGUACUGAAAGGUGGACAGGGGAUUUUUUUUUAUACAUACAUAUAUAUAUAUUCUGGGGUGGGUGGGGAGGAUUUUUAACACUUUACAGUGUAGCUGUGAAGCAGUGCACCCUUAGCCAGGCAAGGGCUGCAAAGCGACUGUUCUGCCUACUGUGACAAACUUUCAAAUCGGUUCCCUCUUUUUAACUUCCCACCUGGGGUGCAAGCUGAAAUCAUUUCUGGAUUUAAAAAAUAAAUAAUGAAUUCUGUUGGAGGCAGACUUGACUUGAGGAAAUUGUUUUACUUUAAGGUUUUUUUUCUUGAGAAGAGAGAGAGAGAGACAGACAGAGAGAGAAAGAGGUCAAGACCCACAGUGAGAUGAAGCCUUUUCCAUUCUGGCAAAGAUACUGCAUCCUAAAGUGUUCACGUUAGAAAAUGUUUUUAGCUCAGAAUGACAAAGACGCUUGCUUUGUCUAAGAAAUGCACGUACAGGGCCAAAAUAUCUUUGCUGGCAUAAUUCCACUGACUCCAGUUGACUCCAGAGUUGCUCCUGCAGAGAAUUUGUCUCCCUUAGUCUGCUUGACUGGUAAAUACUCUUGCCCCCCC
Molecule: messenger RNA, 4425 nt
Organism: Harpia harpyja (harpy eagle)
Lineage: Eukaryota; Metazoa; Chordata; Aves; Accipitriformes; Accipitridae
Gene: NFIB
Product: nuclear factor I B
Exons: 12
Coding region: 301-2010 (569 amino acids)
Biological process (GO): regulation of transcription by RNA polymerase II
Cellular component (GO): nucleus
Molecular function (GO): DNA-binding transcription factor activity, RNA polymerase II-specific; RNA polymerase II cis-regulatory region sequence-specific DNA binding
Source: RefSeq, a predicted model, not a curated record